GCUCAGUCACACAUUUUUAAUGGCGGAUGUUGUUGAUAUAUCAGUUAUACUGCACUUAAAAUUCCGGUUUUAUUUUUUUCCAUUAGGCCAAGAAUAAAGACUACAGUAUGCGUGUCGUCAAGUUUAUCAAAUAUUAGCGUAUUGUAAUAGAAUCUUAUCACAGUGAUGUCUGUGACGUGCGAUAAACUAUGAAGUGUGGCAAUGUCGCGUUGUCGUUAGACUUAUUGAAUUAGUGAUUUAGGUGGCGUGAGGCUCGGGUCCGUGCUGACUGAAAAAUAACUGGAGAAGGUUUCGCGAUGGGCGCGCAGCAGGCAAAGGAGCGCGGCACGGCGAGCGGCGCGUCCAUGCGCUCGGCCCGCGCCAAGCCGCGGGUGCCGAAGGACCCCCGGAUGCUGGGCUCUAACAUAUUUACGGAACACAGCGAGGCGCUGCUUCAGAGCCGGCCUCUGCCGCACAUCCCGGACCUGCCGGACGGCGAGGCGGGGUGCGCGCCCGCCGCUGCGCCCGCGCCGCCAACACCGCAGCCUCUAGAUUCGGCCAACAGAUGGACGUCGAAGGAGAACUUGCUGGCGCACCACGAGGAGGACGACCCGCAGCUGUUCGUGGCGCUGUACGACUUCCAGGCGGGCGGCGAGAACCAGCUCAGCCUGAAGAAAGGCGAGCAAGUCCGCAUCAUGAGCUACAACAAGAGCGGCGAGUGGUGCGAGGCGCACACGCUGGGCGGCGGCGUGGGCUGGGUGCCCUCCAACUACGUGACGCCGGUCAACUCGCUGGAGAAGCACAGCUGGUACCACGGGCCCAUCUCCAGGAACGCCGCCGAGUACCUGCUCAGCUCGGGGAUCAAUGGCAGCUUCCUGGUUCGCGAGUCCGAGUCGAGCCCCGGACAGCGGAGCAUCUCGCUGCGGUUCGAGGGCCGCGUGUACCACUACCGCAUCAACGAGGACGCCGACGGCAAGGUGUACGUGACGUCAGAGUCAAUGUUCGGCACUUUGGCCGAGCUGGUGCACCACCACUCCAUGCUGGGCGACGGGCUCAUCACCCAGCUGCUGUACCCGGCUCCCAAGAGGAACAAGCCGACGGUGUUUCCCCUGGCACCGCCUGACCACUGGGAGAUAGACCGGACGGAUAUAGUGAUGAAACACAAGCUGGGGGGCGGACAGUACGGAGACGUGUACGAGGCGGUGUGGAAACGAUGCAACACCACGGUGGCGGUGAAAACUCUGAAGGACGACACGAUGGCGCUAAAGGACUUCCUUGAGGAAGCCGCCAUCAUGAAGGAGAUGCGACACCGGAAUUUGGUGCAGCUCCUGGGCGUGUGCACCCGCGAGCCGCCGUUCUACAUCAUCACGGAGUUCAUGUCGCGCGGGAACCUGCUGGACUACCUGCGCGCCGCCGCGCACAGCUCGCCGCCCGACGCCGUCGUGCUCAUGUACAUGGCCACGCAGAUCGCCUCCGGGAUGAGCUACCUCGAAAGCAGGUCGUUUAUACACAGAGACCUAGCGGCCCGCAACUGCCUGGUGGGCGAGAACCACCUGGUGAAGGUGGCGGACUUCGGGCUGGCGCGGCUGAUGCGCGACGACACGUACACGGCGCACGCGGGCGCCAAGUUCCCCAUCAAGUGGACGGCGCCCGAGGGGCUCGCCUACAACACCUUCAGCACCAAGUCCGACGUGUGGGCCUUCGGCAUUCUGCUCUGGGAGAUCGCCACCUACGGCAUGAGCCCCUACCCGGGCGUCGACCUCGCCGACGUCUACCACAUGCUCGAGAAGGGCUACCGCAUGGAGUGCCCCCCGGGCUGCCCCGCGGCGGUGUACGAGCUGAUGCGCGGCUGCUGGCAGUGGGCGCCGCAGGACCGGCCCAGCUUCCGCGACAUCCACCACGCGCUCGAGCACAUGUUCCAGGACAACUCCAUCACCGAGGAAGUAGAGAAGCAGCUCCUAGAGACGGGCGGGGGUGCGGGCAGCGGCAGCGGGGGCACGCCGCAGAUGUCUCUGAAGAAGGGCGGCGCGGCGGCGGGGGCGGGCGCGGGCGGCGAGCGCGCCGUGCAGAUGAGGAGGCCCACCAACAGGCGCGGCAAACAGGCGCCCACGCCGCCUAAGAGGACUAGCUUGUUGUCGUCGUGCAGCUCGUUCCGCGAGUCGCAGUACGCGCCCGAUGAGCACGAGGACUCGCUCUCCUCCCUAAACGGUGGUGGGGGGCGCGCGGCGGCGGGUGGGGGGUGUCGCGAGGCGUCGCCGGAGCACACGCCGGACACGGACGAGUCGUGCGAGCGGGAGCGCACGCGCAACAAGCGGCGGCAGGCGCGCGCGCCGCUCACCGUGGCCGCGCUCGAGGUGCAUAACGUGAAGAGGGCGAUCAACAGAUACGGCACGCUGCCGAAGGGCGCGCGCAUCGGCGCCUACCUGGAGUCGUUGCGGCAAAGCGGCUCGUCCACGUCCGGCAGCGGCGGCGGGGGUGGCGCGGGCGGGGGCGCGGGGGAGGAGGCGCGCUGCCUGUCGCCGCGGCCGUCGCGCGGCGCCCCGCACAUGAUCCGCUCCAACUCGUCGGGCGGCGUGACGGCGCCCGCGUCGCCGCGCGCCCCGCUGCGCUCGUUCGCCGGCAGCCCCGCCAAGCCCCGCCCGCGCCUCGCCGAGCUCGAGUUCCCCCCGCCGCCCCCGGACCUGCCCCCGCCGCCUGAGGAGCCCCAGCCGCCGCCCCCGCCGCCCGAAUCUACUUCCACUAAUGAGGACCGCGACUCCCUGGAGCGGCUCGCGAAGCAAUCUAUGAAAGAGAUGUUGGAGCUGAAACUAGUGGCUGAGAUCAAGGAGCGGGCGGACAAGAAGAAGCAGUCGCUGCAGGAGUCCCCGCCGCCCGCCGCCGCGCCCGCCCCCGCCCCCGCGCCCGCCCACCACGACCCCGCCACCAGGCUGGUGUGCGAGCUGUCCGCCAGCCUCAACAUGGAGCCCCGGCACAGCGACAAGGGUGACGGGGAGGUCGGCAGCAGCCAGACGGUGUCGCCGAUAGACCUGAAGGCGGGGCUGCGGAAGACGGCGUUCGUAGGCGCCGAGCACAGGCGCCCCGACGACAAGGCCGCCACCGACUUCAAGGCGCAGCUCAAGAAGGUGGAGAGCAGCAAGAAGGGCGCGAGCAAGGAGGCGGAGGAGAGCGGGCGCGUCAUCAUAGACCUGAAGGCGAGGCUGCGGCGCGUGGACGCCGGCGCCGCCAACGGCGCGCUGCGGGGCGCCAGCGAACAGAGUUCCCCCGAGGACAGCAAGAGGAGUGAGGAGAGCGCUGAGGCGGGGGGAGGCGGCGGGGGCGGCGAGGAGGAGGACAAGAGGCGGAGCACGGGCAGCAUCAGCAGCCUGAAGAAGCUGUGGGAGCGGGACGGCGACACCUCGCCCGAAGACAACGCCAGGAAUGCGCACUCGGUAGGUGGCGCUGGCGUCGGGCGCAGCGGCAGCGUGAACUGCCGCGAGCAGAAGCCGGCGGUGCCCAGCAAGCCGGCCGGCAAGGGCAAGCUGAAGGGCAUCUACGCCACGCCCGUCGCCGACGACGACCCCAUGGCGCAGCUGCGGGCGGCGCUGCUGCUCUGCACUAACGAGGUGAAGCGCGGCGGCAGUCGCGGCUCGCUGUGGCGGCUGCAGACGUCGGAGCGGCUGGCGCAGCUGGCGGCGCGCUGCGUGGCGGCGGCGGCGGCCGGCGCGCCCGCCGCCCGCCUGCCGCUGCGCGCCGCCGCCGCCGCGCUGGAGGGCGAGGCGCGCGCGCUGGCCUCGCCCGCGCCGCUCCGCGCGCCCGCCACCGACCACCUCGACCGCGCGCUCGAGCAGCUCGCGCAACUCGUCAAUAGGUAAGCGGGCGCGGGUGGGCCGCGACCGUAUUAUUUAUUAGAAGCGUGGAGAGGAUGAGCCGAGUUCCCUGUGCCGGUCAGCCAACCAAAGACGCGAGCCGCGGUGCACGACUCCACAAGUAUUACGUGUUGUAUUAUGUAGUUAGCCGCCGCUUCCCGCUUUAUGUACAAGACUGAUGCGCGCCAGCUCCGAGCGCGCGCCGCUCGGCCCGCGCGGGAUUUGACUUAUUGCAAAGCCGGCUCCACGGCAGGGUUCUCUGACACCUAGCAUCACGUGCCAAGUUUUGCUAGAUGUCAGCAAACACAAACUGUGUUGCAGGAGACCUGUCUCACUUUGUGUCUAGGAGCUGUGAGCAUAUUUUGUUAGGUGGUAUUAAUGCGAUAUAAUUUUUAUUUUGUAUGACUAAAAUAAAAAGGCUUCUCGGCUUGAGGUUCUCUGUUAGAUGACGGAUAGCAGCCUGUCUCGUUCUUCCUUGCGCCACCCCGGUCUGAUCCUCUAGCGAGAAGCUCGGCUUUUGGUCCUGACCUUAAAGUGGAUGAGGCUGCUUUUCCAUAGACGCGGAGCAAAGACGUCCUAUUGGUCAAUAUUUGGUCGUUUCUCCGCUGCGCUCAGUGAGCAGGCAGCCCGAGUCAGGCGGCCCUGCGCGGGCGCACCGUUCGACUUGCUGCGAAUUAGUUUACUGUGAUAGCCGACAUCGGAUCGCCUCCUAUCAUAUUAUGCUCAAUAUGUUGUUUUUCAUUACAUUUACUUACUGUAUUAGGUAAUUGAAAAAUUAGGGUAUUUAAAUGAAGUAUAUUAUUAUGUAAACAUACAUUUAGCGCGAGCGGUCAUAGGUAUCAUUUAUAUUGAAGUUAUAUAAGUAUAACACUGAUAUAUGCUAGUCUUUAUUAUAUUAUAACAUAUUUCGUUUUAAGAGUAAAUAUUAUUUGUAAGUUCUCUAGAAUAGAUUCGCGUACAAUCAUCCAACUUUUUAGCAAUCAUGAUUAAGAAUUUUUUACUCUCCGCGGACGAAUGUUACCGCAUGUACUCUAUGUAUGUAUGUCUGUAUGAUCAUGUAUGUCUGUCUGUACAUUAUCGGAGUGCGAGGGGCGGGGCGAGGGCGGCCUAUGCGCUUUUAUAUUUAUACUGAGAUUGCAGCAUUUAUUGAGAUUAUUCCGGAGUCCGACCCGCCCCGUCGUAAUUACAGGCUAAUUAAUGUACCAGUAGUGUGCUCAUAGUCUCGAUGGAAUGGUGUUUAAUCUUUGGUCAUUUAUACAAAUAGAGAAAACUACAUUUCAUCGGGACGGUAGAAAUAAGAAGACAAUAGAAGUGGUAAUAAGUAAUGGCGAUCACAACUCUGCCAUCAGCCCCAUGCCGCUCCGCAUUGCACCUCAGUUCAGAGUAUUGACAGUGCGUAUUAAGAUGAAGUCACAUUACUCCUUUCAGUUUAAUAUGCCAUUUCUAUUGUCUUAUUCUGAUUAGUAAUGUCAACACGGGCCACGCCGCGGUGCGGCUUUCCGUCAUUGCAGUAGCUGCACGGACGCCGCCCGCGACGCGCUCGCGGGGCUGUCGCAGCCGAGCGGCUAAAUUGCUGUUCAGUCAGACAGCUAGCCAUAUGACUAAACGCCGCCAUUCAACAAGAAGACAUAUCUAACUUGAAGCAAUCAUAGUAAAUCGUUGGAGCGGUCACAGAGAAAAUUCAACUCGAUGAUUUAUUUAUAAAGCUUACCAAUAGUCGAUACAUUAUGACGUGAACAUUGCACUUAUGUUCCAAACAUAAAUAAAUAAAUUCUAAUUUCUCGAUCAAUCACAGGUAAACCCAGCAUGUUGUGGGGAAUAAUGCUUAUUUAAAAAAAUAUAUAUUUUAAGAAAUAUAUACAAUUGACAGUAAAAAAAACUUAUAAGUCUUUUAAAAGCUAUGUUAUUUAAUCGGUAUAUUCCCAAUCGUCGUGACGGCGCUAGUUUCGUUUAGUUGGCAGCGGCCGGCCGCGUGCAGUCAGCGGGUAGCCGUGUGGUUGAACAGCUAUUUUCACCUUUUGGCUGCGACAUAUACGUCGUCGUUUGUCGGACACAUGAAAGUGAUGCAUUUAUAUCAAUAUUCUAUACCUAUUGUAUUGUGACAUCGCUUUUCUUAAAUUAUUAAAUAAUGCAACAUUUGUAAUAUGGAAUUAUACAAUUCUUGUAGAACUGGAAAUCUGUUGCAACCUAUAUAUCUCCCGAAGAUGCGACGCUUAUGUUGUCUCCAAUUGUAUUCGCAACGUCGGGUUGGUCAGUGAUUUCGGUGCAGUUCCUUUUUAAACGCAUAAACGUUUAUUAAUGCAGUUUUUGGAGAUCUUUUGAAUUAUUGUAUAUAAAACAGCAAUGUAAAAUGUUCUGAAGUGUAAUUGAAAUAAUGAAUCGGCUCAAUGUUGAGAUUUUUUGUAGCACACCAAAUAUUUUAUUCAUAAAUAACAAUGUCAUAAAAUAAAAUAGCAUCAAAAACAGUUUAAAAAUUACAUAGUAAGAUUAAUUUUAAUAUAAAAUUGAGCUUUGCGUGGAUUUGCUACUGUCUAAUGUAAUUAAUUGAUUAAGUUUAAUGUAAUUCUGAGGGCCAUAGUGAUCUUCACUUUCAUGGUACGGUCAUAUUGCGACGCUCUUGCCGGCACAUGCUGGAUGACUCGACUACACCGUGUGGGGCGGGGCGCGGUUAAGUAGCAGUAACUCACUAACAACCAGCACCGACAACGUUGGGAACAACUCCGGCCUCGGCUUGUCUUUGUAAUAGUCAUGAUGGAUAGAAAUUUGAUUUCAUAACAACUUAUACAUUGGUGAAAUAGUCGCAUCAAUAAGCAAACUGCCUAAAGUAAUACUAACACAUUAUUUGGGCGACUCCAUAAAGCUCUUUGCAUAAUGAUAGAUACUUUCACAACUUGGUAUCUUGCUCGCAUCAUGAACCUUUUUUUUUGGCAGCCAACUUAUGCGUUUAUAGAUACGAUGUUUUAAAAAGUUGUUACGUUUUUUUUAUGCACUGAUGACAUAGUUAUACAUUUGUGGCUUCAAAAUUACAACUGAAAAUUGAGGUAGAUCAUGGUUACAUCCGUAUUGGAGGCUGGGGCCCGACACAGUGUAGCGGGGGUCAUCAUGUGAUGGGCGAUUUUAUUCUCAUUAUUGUGUCGGAUUAUAAUUUGUUGUUGAAACUGCCCAUAGAUCACUAGGUUAAUCACGAUGCCAACCAGUGUUGACGAUUUUUAAAUAUAUAGAUAUAAAUAUUGCCAUUUUUAAGAUAGAAUAAUACAUAGUAACAUGUUCAGUGUCUUCCGCUUCAAGCGCGUAUUUCAUCUCAAUUUAGAUCCCAAGUGAUUCAGUGCCCGAGAGCGGCGAAAUAGCAUUUGGGAAGUUUCUAUAUGAAAUACGCGCUUUUUGAAUGACUUAUUUUUUAACUUAAAAUCAAUUUAAUUACGACGUAACAUGUCGCGUCGCUGGAGCGCGGGACCCCGUAGGAAUGGUUCCCCGAGCUACCCACCCCGCUUUAUAACAAAUUUACAUCAGAGAAUUCAACAUCACGUUCUCGAAGGUCGCUGCGUUCGGCUUUCAGCUAUGAUAUACAAUAGAUUCCAAAGAUACCCAUGUCAGAUUGUAAUGGAAUAAAAUGUUUCUUUACGA
Messenger RNA from Amyelois transitella, 7448 nucleotides. RefSeq names its product tyrosine-protein kinase Abl (gene Abl). Gene Ontology annotation, molecular function: ATP binding; protein tyrosine kinase activity; protein binding. NCBI's taxonomy places the organism in Eukaryota, Metazoa, Arthropoda, Insecta, Lepidoptera, Pyralidae. The transcript is spliced from 21 exons. Gene Ontology annotation, biological process: protein phosphorylation. The record is from RefSeq and is a predicted model, not a curated record. Bases 297 to 3830 code for a protein of 1177 amino acids.